This is a messenger RNA of Effrenium voratum, 1857 nucleotides long. NCBI's taxonomy places the organism in Eukaryota, Dinophyceae, Suessiales, Symbiodiniaceae. The record is from the annotation of a GenBank genome assembly.
AUGGGACCUUGGGACAUCAACCACGGCUUCCAAGUUGAGUUCGUUUGGAAGUCGACCUCCUUCGACCGCAUGCAAGCGGCGAUGCGCACCUUCGCAGUGGAUGACACAAGUGUCUCGGGUUACUUGUAUCACAAGCUCCUGGGCCACGACGUCGAGCCGCAGACCAUCCGCGCCAACGUGCCCAAACACUUCACAGCUCCCAACCUGCCGCAGCUCAACCAUUCGCAGGUCUAUGCGGUGCGCAAGGCGCUCUCCAACCCGCUGUGCCUUAUCCAGGGACCCCCAGGAACUGGCAAGACCGUCACGAGCGCCACCAUUGUGUUCCACCUCACCCGGCAGAACCAGGGCCAGGUCCUGGUCUGUGCUCCCUCCAACAUUGCAGUGGACCAGCUGGCCGAGAAGCUGCACAAGACGGGGCUGAAGGUGGUGCGCCUCAGCGCAAAGAGCCGCGAGGCGGUGGCGAGCAGCGUGGACUUCCUCACGCUGCACCACCAAGUUCGACACCUGGAUACGCCAGAUCACCAGGAGCUGCAAAAGCUCCUCGCGCUGAAAGACGAGUUGGGCGAGCUGUCCCACGUCGACGAGAAGAAGUUCAAGCAGCUGCAGAACUCCACUGAGCGCGAGCUUCUCACCGCGGCCGAUGUCAUUUGCACCACCAGUGUGGGUGCGGGGGACCCCCGGCUUCAGAACUUCCGCUUCAAGCAGGUGCUGGUGGAUGAGUCCACCCAGGCCACUGAGCCCGAGUGCCUGAUCCCCAUCAUGAUGGGUGCCAAGCAGAUCGUGCUGGUGGGGGACCACUGCCAGCUGGGUCCAGUGAUUAUGUGCAAAAAGGCGGCCAAGGCGCAGGGUGGGUCGAUGAGCGCUGGGCUGCACCAGAGCCUUUUCGAGCGCCUCAUCUUCUUGGGCAUCCGGCCAGUCCGCCUGGAGGUGCAGUACCGAAUGCACCCCUGCCUGUCCGAGUUCCCUUCCCAGUCCUUCUACGACGGCUCGCUGCAGAACGGCGUGACGCUGAACGAGCGGCUCUACGCCGGCAUCGAGUUCCCGUGGCCCCGUCCGGACAUGCCCAUGUUCUUCCUGAACUCCACCGGUGCGGAAGAGAUCUCCGCCUCGGGCACGUCCUACCUGAACCGCACCGAGGCGACCAACGUGGAGAAGCUGGUGACGUACUUCUUGAAGUCUGGGGUGAAGCCGUACCAGGUUGGCAUUAUCACGCCCUACGAGGGCCAAAGGGCGCGGCCCCAAGGGUUUUGGCGCUGGCUUCUGAUCCUAGCUGCGUACAUCUGCUCGGUGCUCCAGCGCCAGACCUGCUUCAGCCACAAGGCCUACGAGGAGAUUGAGGUGGCCAGUGUGGACAGCUUCCAGGGCCGAGAGAAGGACUUCAUCCUCCUCUCCUGCGUGAGGUCCAAUCAGAACCAGGGCAUUGGCUUCUUGAACGACCCGCGGCGUCUGAACGUGGCGCUGACGCGCGCCAAGUACGGUCUGAUCAUUUGCGGCAAUGCCAAGGUGCUGGGCAAGCAAUUCCGCUCUCAGCCCUCGCUCUGGGUGAACCUGCUGAGCCACUAUAAGAAGUACGAGCUGGUGGUGGAAGGCUCCCUGUCCAACCUCCGCCAGUGCCACAUCACCUUCAGCAAGCCCAUGCGCCUGCCGUCCCGCUACUUUGCCCGUGGCCCCAUCGGAGCCGAGGUUGGGCAGUUUGACGACGAGAAGCGAGACCAGAUGGACAUGGCAAGCCUGACGUGGUUGACGUGUGGCUUCGGUGGUAAGCUCCCGGUGUGGAAGAUGUUCCUCCAAACAUGCCCCCUGUGCUGGGUUCCAGUUAGACGGGAGAAUAAUGGUUCAAGCAACGCAAACGUCUGA